AUGUAUUAUUCUUCAAAUGCAAUGUCAACUCUUGGUAAUGCUGUGACUUUACUUCAGGAUAAGCGACUUCGUUCUGAUAACGGUGCUUAUUAUGCCGCAAUGCAAGGAGAUGGUAAUUUUGUCCUGUAUACAAAAUCUGGAAAAGCUCUUUGGGCUAGUCAGACAAAUGGUAAAGGUCACGGUCCUUAUCGUUUAGUGAUGCAAGACGAUGGUAAUUUAGUUCUAUAUGAUAUAUAUGGCACGGCAACGUGGUCAUCUAAAACAGAUAAAAAAGGAAUUAAACCACAUCAUCUAAUUAUGCAAGAUGAUGGUAAUCUUGUUAUCUAUGAUGGUGAUCAUAACCAAAUGUGGACAACUGGUGCUGAUCGUUAA
Adineta steineri is the source of this 372-nucleotide messenger RNA. Lineage: Eukaryota; Metazoa; Rotifera; Eurotatoria; Adinetida; Adinetidae. The record is from the annotation of a GenBank genome assembly.